Hydractinia symbiolongicarpus is the source of this 2719-nucleotide messenger RNA. RefSeq names its product lysophosphatidic acid phosphatase type 6-like. Gene Ontology annotation, molecular function: phosphatase activity. Lineage: Eukaryota; Metazoa; Cnidaria; Hydrozoa; Anthoathecata; Hydractiniidae. Gene Ontology annotation, biological process: dephosphorylation. The record is from RefSeq and is a predicted model, not a curated record. Bases 785 to 2032 code for a protein of 415 amino acids. The transcript has 9 exons.
UUUUCAAUAAGUUUUUCAAAAAAACUCACUGUUAUGAGAAAAAAAUUACUGUAUUGUUUUAUUGCAAAACUAUUGUUAAACCACUUGCAACAUAGCUCUGGCAAGAUCAUUAAAGUAAUUACCUAUGAAGUAACCAUAACUUGUUCUAAAAUAAUGAAAACGCAAAAUUCACUGUAUUUUGUGUGAAUAAUCAUAAUAACUCAUCCUGCUUAAAAUCUCUAUAUUGAGUCCUAAAAUAAGCAGAGAAAACCAAUGAAGCUUAACUGUUGCUGCAUUGUGAAAUGAAAAAUAUAUACAAUCUCAAUAUUUUACUAAAAAAGUUAUAAAAACAUUCUUGCUUUAAAAUUGCUGAAAUACUCAAUGAUUAUAUUUCCACAUUCUACAAACCAGUUGUGAUGUUUCUUAUGAAACCUUCCAUUAGUCAUGUUUGUGCUUUCCUUAAUACAAUUCUCGUGAUUUGUACACGAUCUACGACAAUUUUGCUUUUAACAAUCCAGUUUCCAAUGCUUUUUCAAGCGAUCCACAAAUUGUUUUUGUUUGGGUGAUCCCGUUAAGACAGUCUUUAAAUGCCUUACAGAGGGUUUUUUUUUUGUUUUUUGCAAUCAUGUUUUAAUUUUUUUCAAGUGAUCUACUUUGCCUUCUUUAUUUUGUUUUAAUAGUUUUCGACAAGUUACAUUGGGUUUUUCAGGAAGUCUGUUUGGAUUUAAAUAAAUAUUGAUUUGUCACAUUUAGCUUGGCUAACAUUGAUUAAUAAUAAUUUUUCUUGUGUUUUUUAGCUUUAACCAUGUUCCAUCUUGCAAAAACCUUGUCUUUUGGGACACCAAUUUUAUCUAUUGUUAUUUAUUGCAAGAACAGAAAGAAUCUUUUUUCCACUCAUGUUCAAGCAGCUGAAAAUGAAAUGUGCUUACAACAGGUUCAAGUUAUCUUUCGACAUGGUGCACGGACACCACUAGUAAACUUAAAUUAUUCUUAUGAUAUUCCUAAUAUUGAAGAGUCAAUCUGGGAUGCUGAAUCUUUAAUGCAAAAAAACUCGAAAGUGGAUGUUAGAUAUAAAUUAAUGCUAGACAAUGGCAUGGAAGCUUCAAAAUCAGAAGCAGAAAGUGUAUACUUAAACCGUGGAACAUUGCGGGGUGGCUGUUAUACAGGCCAGUUAACAGCAAUUGGCAAAGAAGGAAUGUAUAAUGUCGGCAAGUUACUAGCUAAAGAAUACAUUCAUAAACAUGACUUGAUAUCUCCUGUGUACUCACCAACUGAAGUUUAUGUCAGAAGUUCAAAUAUUAAAAGAACAAUUUUAUCAGCUACUUCACUGUUAGCUGGGCUCUAUGGCAAAGAAAACAUCCCAGAACCUGUGCAAAUGUUUACCAAACCACCAACAGAAGAAGAUAUCUACCCAAAUUGGGGACAGUGCAAUAAUUUAAAAAUAUGGGCAAAUUAUGUUAUGAGGAAUCAUGAUUGCUUGCCUGGACAUAAGGAAGACCAAGAAAAAAUCCAUAAAUUGAUUGGUGGUGAAGAUGAUAAGCCUCUUCAUUUUAUUGCUUUACUUGAUUACAUCUAUUGUCGAAAGGCACACAGAAUACCUAUUCCUCUUGAUUUACUUGCUGAAGAAAAGCUCAUUGUAAAAAGGGCUUCGGAACUACAAGCUCAUGUGAUUGGUGGAGAAAACAAUUCAAUGUUAGCAUGUGGUAUUGGAUCACUUAUCAAUACUUUCUGUUGUCGUAUUACAGAAUGGAUAAAUGAACCCAGGGAAUCGAAGUUGUUAUUAUACUCUGCACACGACACUACAUUAAUUGCUAUACUUAAUGUAUUGGAUGUUUUCAAUAAGCAAUGGCCACCGUUCGGGUCUUAUCUAGCGUUGGAACUAUACAAGCGAAAGGAUUCAAAGUUUUUCAUUCGCGUAGUGUAUAAUGGAGAAGCAUUGAUUGUGGACAAAGAACAUGGAAAUGAAUUUAUUGCUGUGGAUAAAUUUUUAAAUUUGGUUGGUAAAUAUCGCGUAGAAGACUGGGCACUAACAUGUGGAAAUAAAGCACCCUAAAGACAACAAUAUUUUCGAUGUAACAAAUUUUUGUGAAUAUUCUCUAUUUUUGGCAAAUAUCACAAAAUAAAUUUUUAUGGUCGUUAAUCUUCGAAUAAAGACCCAAGCUAAAAUUGCAUGAAACUAUACUUUAUGUUAAAAAAACUAAUAAGAGGGCCAAAUUACGCACUUUGUCCCCAGGUUACUACUGGUCUAUUGUUUAAUCAUUUUUAAAUAAAAUAUACUCGAAACAGCAGGUAAAUUCUGCGAAAGUUGAUAAACACGUAAUAGCGUUUAUUUCAGGAUUUACAGUAUUCUUGAAAUCUAUUCUGUUAAAUAUUUGGAUAAUGCCUUAAAAUGUGUUGUUUUUUUUUCGAGGUUGAAAACGCUUCUUACUGAAAAAAUACAUUCUAAUCCAUUCUUAUUUACUAUGAUACGUUAUUGUUACAAAUUUGUAUUAGUCUUUUCUAACCUUUGUCAUCAAGGUUGUCGCUUUUUAGAAUUUACAAAACAUUAAAAAAAUGGACAGGAUAAGUUUUUUUUUAUCAUAGCUAUAUUUUUAAAUUAUAUUGUAGUUUUGUUUAGUAUAUAUUUUUAAAUUUUUUAAAAUUAAUAUACAAGAAGUUAUGAAGAAAUUUAAUAUUUUAGGCAUGUGUGGGAUUGCUUUCUCUUAUAAUUUUGAAUGCAUUUCUUUGCACUAUUUUUAUG